AUGCGCGCGUUAGAAAAGUUGAUGCGAGGGCGCUACCUCCGACGCCCUUCGUUUGACAUUCAUAGAAUUACAUACCAAACCUCGAAAUUGUCAUCAUCAUCAUCACUGGUAAACUCAGUUAUACGUCACGUAAAUCCGUUUAAUUUGCAGAGAUACGUAAUAACUGCAAGUGGUUAUCCAACAGCAAGGUUUUUUACUCAGCGAAGUAAUUACAGUCUUGGGAAAAGCGUCAUGGCGUUGAAUAAACUCAGCAUUGACAAAGUAGACCUCACCGACAAAAGGGUCUUGAUAAGAGUCGACUUCAAUGUGCCGUUGAAGGAGGGCAAGAUCACGAACAAUCAGCGAAUUGUUGCUGCUCUGGAUACUGUUAAGUAUGCGUUGGAUAAAAAGGCCAAGUCUAUUGUGCUUAUGUCACAUCUAGGACGUCCUGAUGGCUCACGUAAUACUAAAUACACGCUCAAGCCAGUUGCUGAUGAGCUUAAAACACUUCUGGGUAAAGACAUUUUGUUUCUUGAUGACUGUGUUGGUCCGGAUGUUGAGAAAGCUUGUGCUGAUCCUGCACCUGGAACUAUUAUUUUACUUGAGAACUUGAGGUACCAUGUUGAAGAAGAAGGCAAAGGUGUUGGCCCUGAUGGCAGCAAGAUUAAAGCUGACAAGGCUAAAGUUACUGAAUUCCGUGCAUCGUUGAGAAAACUUGGUGAUGUUUACAUCAACGACGCUUUUGGUACUGCUCACCGUGCUCACAGUUCUAUGAUGGGCGAUGGAUUUGAUGUACGUGCCAGCGGAUUUUUGUUGAAAAAAGAGCUUGAGUACUUUGCUAAAGCUCUUGAUAAUCCUGAAAAACCAUUCCUUGCAAUUCUUGGCGGUGCCAAGGUUGCUGAUAAAAUACAGCUGAUCAAUAACUUGUUGGACAAAGUCAACGAAAUGAUUAUUGGUGGUGGUAUGGCUUACACUUUCCUAAAGAUAUCCAAAGGAAUGAAAAUUGGAAAUUCACUGUUUGAUGAAGAAGGAUCAAAAAUUGUAAAUGAUCUUCUGGAAAAAGCUAAAAAAAAUAACGUCCAAGUUCAUCUUCCCGUAGACUUCGUAACAGCUGAUAAAUUCGCUGAGGAUGCAGCUGUAGGAGCAGCUGAUGUAGAGUCAGGAAUUCCCGAUGGCUGGAUGGGACUUGACGUUGGUCCUAAAUCUCGUGAAUUAUUUGCUGAGCCAAUCAAGAGGGCCAAAGUAAUUGUAUGGAAUGGACCAGCCGGUGUCUUUGAGUUUGACAAUUUCAGUAAAGGUACAAAAAGUUUGAUGGACAAUGUUGUUGAGGCAACAACUCGUGGAGCUAUCACAAUCAUCGGUGGUGGUGACACAGCAACUUGUGCUGCUAAAUGGAAGACUGAGGAUAAAGUUAGUCACGUAAGUACUGGAGGUGGUGCCAGUUUAGAGCUACUCGAAGGUAAAGUUCUUCCUGGAGUCGAUGCACUCUCCCCUGCUUAA
Molecule: messenger RNA, 1479 nt
Organism: Cotesia congregata
Lineage: Eukaryota; Metazoa; Arthropoda; Insecta; Hymenoptera; Braconidae
Source: the annotation of a GenBank genome assembly